GUGGUUUGUUCCGUGACGACACGCCUCGGUGUCCCACACAUCGCACAGGCUGAAAUGUCCGAAACGCAGGACUGCAGCAGGAAAAGGAACAAAAAGCGCUAUGUGGGCUUUAAGAGCAAGAGGCAGAAGGGCCCCCGCGAGCUGGAGGUGGGAAUGCAGGGCGUCCUCAUCACCUGCAACAUGAACCAGCGCAAGUGCACGGCGGAGGCCUUCAGCCUGCUCAGCGAGUACGCGGACCAGCUGUACGGACCCGAGAAACUGGCCGAUUCCGAGGAGAGCGAGGGCGAUGCGGGCGACGCGGACGACGCGGAGGCUGCGCUCAAGAAGGAGGUCAGACAGAUGCGCUCGUCUGCGCAGAGGAGCGAGAGGCGCUUCCAGGCCCUGGACAGCGGGGCCAACAACGUGGUCUUCAUUCGGACGCAGAAUUUAGACCCAAACAUGUUGGUGCACCAUAUUUUACAAGAUUUGCACAAGACGAAGAAGAUGAAGUCUCGAGUCAUCCUGCGGAUGUUGCCAGUGAGCGGGACCUGUAGAGCAUUCAUCGAAGACAUGGAGAGAUAUUUGAGCAGGUUCCUGGAACCAUGGUUCAGGACCCCCAAUCAAGGAACUUUUCAGAUCGUCUUCAAAGCUCGCAACAAUAGUCACACGAAGAGGGAGGAAGUCAUUAAGGUGCUGGCAGGAUUAGUUGGGAAAAUGAAUCGGAAAAACAAAGUGGACCUCACCAACCCCCAGUAUACCAUUAUAAUUGAGGUGAUUAAAACUGUGUGCUGUGUGAGUGUGGUGCAGGACUACAUGCUGUUCCGAAAGUUCAAUUUACAGGAAGUAGUGAAGUUGGAUAAAGCUGAGGAGACUCUGCGGACAACUUUGGGAUCACAGCAGAACCCAGCUGAAGAGGAAGCAAAGGAGCUGAAGCAAGAAGUGGCAGAAGAUGGUGAAAAAGGAUCUGAGCAGGAAGAGAAAAAAGAGGAGGUGGAGGAAACGAUUGCUGUAGCAACAGAGAAGAGGAAGGAGGAUAGGGAGGAUCCUCUGAACCAGCAGUAGUGAAGGACCUUGUAUAAUGAACUUGAGGUAUAGAUGUCCUCAGUAUUGUUUUAUGGUGAACAUAGUUUGUGGGAAUUGAUUGUUUCUGAUUUUAAGUGUCUUUAUAAUCUGAUUUGAUUUGAAUACUGCAAUACAGGCAGUUCCCAAGUUACGAACGUCCGACUUGCGUACAACCCGUACUUAUGAACCACCCCCUUAUUGACCAGAAG
Molecule: messenger RNA, 1250 nt
Organism: Scleropages formosus (Asian bonytongue)
Lineage: Eukaryota; Metazoa; Chordata; Actinopteri; Osteoglossiformes; Osteoglossidae
Gene: thumpd1
Product: THUMP domain containing 1
Exons: 4
Coding region: 55-1041 (328 amino acids)
Biological process (GO): tRNA modification
Molecular function (GO): RNA binding
Source: RefSeq, a predicted model, not a curated record